This is a messenger RNA of Lynx canadensis (Canada lynx), 743 nucleotides long. It is a transcript of the gene SPATA24, whose product is annotated as spermatogenesis associated 24. NCBI's taxonomy places the organism in Eukaryota, Metazoa, Chordata, Mammalia, Carnivora, Felidae. Gene Ontology annotation, cellular component: cytoplasm; nucleus. The record is from RefSeq and is a predicted model, not a curated record. Gene Ontology annotation, molecular function: DNA binding.
GGCGUCCCAUUCUCAUUGGUGAACGUCGGUGGGUGAGGCGCCCAGAGACAUUUCCAACGAGCUGGGGGGGGAAAGAUGGCGACGCCCCUCGGGUGGUCGCAGGGGGGGUCAGGAUCAGUGUGUCUCGCUUUCGAUCAACUGCGGGACGUGAUCGAGUCUCAGGAGGAACUGAUUCACCAGCUGAGGAAUGUGAUGGUUCUCCAGAUGAAAAUUUUGUCAGUAAAGAAGAGUUCCAGGCAGUGGAAAAGAAGCUGGUGGAAGAAGAAGCUGCCCAAUGCCAAGACCAAGGUCCUCCUGGCCAAGGAAGAGGAGAAGUUGCAAUUUGCCCUCGGAGAGAUAGAGGUGCUAUCUAAACAGCUGGAGAAAGAGAAGCUGGCUUUUGAAAAAGCGCUCUCCAGUGUCAAGAGCGCCCUGCAGGAAUCCAGUAAGAAGGACCAGCUCAUCACCAAGUGCAAUUGGUAGGCGGGAGAAAUUGAGUCUCACAUUAUAAAGCAAGAAGAUAUACUUAAUGGCAAAGAGAAUGAGAUUAAGGAGUUGCAGCAAGUUAUCAGCCAGCAGACAGAACAGAUCAGCCAGCUCCAUUGCAGGAAUCACAUGUCUGACUACCGGAUCCAGAAGCAACAGGAGAACUACAUGGCCCAAGUGCUGGACCAGAAGCAUAAGAAAGCCUCGGGGACGCGUCAGGCCCGGAGCCACCAGCAUCCCAGGGAAAAAUAAAAUUGUCUUCACCUUCCUGUUCUGUA